AUGGGGAAGUCAGCCUGCAGUACGAGCCCACAGCAACUGGAAAGCACCUGCUUCAUCCUCAGAGCACUCUUCCUCCUCCUCUUCUGCGGGCAUGCUUGCUGCCAGUGUAAGAUCCUGCGCUGCAACGCCGACUACGUGGCCGCCACCCUCAACCUGCGCGGCUCCAACAAGGACGUGGCUUACUGCAACGCCCUGCGCUCCUACUCCCACUGCACCCGCAAGACGGCCCGGACCUGCCGGGGCGACCUGGUCUACCACUCUGCCGUCCACGGCAUCGAGGACCUCAUGAUCCAGCACAACUGCUCCAAGGAAGGCCCCACCUCGCCGCCCCGGCCCCGCCCACCGGCCCCCAACCACCAGGGCUUUGAGUCCCUGGACAUCUGCAACUACGAGAAGAGCUUCCUCUACAAGCAUGGCCAGCCCCCCACCUACCAGCACUGUGCGGCCUUCGGGGACCCCCACGUCCGCACCUUCCAUGAUGAGUUCCACACCUGCCGCGUGGAGGGCUCCUGGCCUCUCCUGGACAAUAACUACUUGUUUGUGCAGGCAACUAGCUACCCGGUGGCAAAGAGUUCCAACGCGACUGCCACCGGCAAGCUCACGAUCAUAUUUAAGAACAUGAAGGAAUGCAUCGACCAGAAGGUCUACCAGGCCGAAAUAGACAACCUGCCGGCUGCCUUUGAGGAUGGCUCGGUGAACGGUGGCGAGAGGCCGGGGGGGAGCAGCCUAACCAUCCAGGAACGGGCGCCCGGGCAGCACGUGGAGAUCCGGGCUGCCUACAUCGGCACCACCAUCGCCGUGCGCCAGGCGGGCCGGCAGCUAUCCUUCUCCAUCCGGGCAGCCAAGGAGGUGGCGCAGGCCUUCACCGAAGAGCAGGACCUGCAACUCUGUGUGGGCGGCUGCCCGCCCAGCCAGCGCAUCUCCCGCAGCGAAUGUCACCACACUGGGAUUGCCGCUGAGACGGCGCGAUUGCUGUGCAAGGAGACGCUGCCGGUGGAGGACGUCUACUUCCAGUCGUGCGUCUUUGAUGUGGUAACCUCGGGCGAUGCCAAUUUCACCCUGGCCGCACGUGGUGCUCUGGAGGACGCAAAGAUGUUCCACCCAGAUGCUGAGAAACUGCACAUCUUCCAGACUGGGGCGGGCUGCCGUCUCAUCUCCUUACCCUUCCUCCUUGUCAUCGUCACCUCUAACCUCUUGGCUAUUCAGUUGCGCUUUUAA
Molecule: messenger RNA, 1218 nt
Organism: Emys orbicularis (European pond turtle)
Lineage: Eukaryota; Metazoa; Chordata; Testudines; Emydidae
Gene: HJV
Product: hemojuvelin BMP co-receptor
Exons: 3
Coding region: 1-1218 (405 amino acids)
Biological process (GO): BMP signaling pathway
Cellular component (GO): plasma membrane
Molecular function (GO): coreceptor activity
Source: RefSeq, a predicted model, not a curated record